Messenger RNA from Scomber scombrus (Atlantic mackerel), 3317 nucleotides. It is a transcript of the gene csf2rb, whose product is annotated as colony stimulating factor 2 receptor subunit beta. Gene Ontology annotation, molecular function: protein binding; cytokine receptor activity. Bases 60 to 2171 code for a protein of 703 amino acids. NCBI's taxonomy places the organism in Eukaryota, Metazoa, Chordata, Actinopteri, Scombriformes, Scombridae. Gene Ontology annotation, biological process: immunoglobulin mediated immune response; cytokine-mediated signaling pathway. The transcript is spliced from 14 exons. Gene Ontology annotation, cellular component: external side of plasma membrane. The record is from RefSeq and is a predicted model, not a curated record.
UACACGGAGUUAAGUGAUUCCUGUGAUCAACUUAGAAAAAGGGGCUCCAAUUGCCCUACAUGUCCCCUGGAAUGAUGCCUCUCUUCUGGGUCAUGAUUUGGUCAAUGCUCCCUCCUUUGGUUCUCCUCUCUGAUCUGGAUCAUUGUACCAUUGAUGAGAGCAGUAGCUCACAGAACGUUUCUCCAUUGCUGGAAUCCUUACAGUGCCAUAAUGAUUACGAGUCCUACGUCUACUGCCAGUGGAUGGAUGCGUCAAACCUAAACACAACACUGUGGUUCCAAAACAAAAGAAAGAAGUGUGAGCCUUACAAAGCUGCAGUCAAGCACACAGAAGAGCAUGGAAUUGUCCGGUGCAGAUAUGAAACUAAGUUGUUUGCGAUCGGCAUCAGCCACACUGCCUUCUUCCUCAACAAUAAAACCCCAGCCCUCUGCUUAUCAGAGCCACGCAGGGCUCUGAAUCUCUCGCAGCACUUGAGAGCGCGCCCACCAGUGAAUCUGUCCGCCUAUGAUUCAGGUGAUGGAGGCCGUUGGCUCAAAUGGUUCAGCCCCUACCCUUCCUCCUCUUCCCUGAGCAAAAACCUCAAAUACCAGCUGAGCUACAGGCCAGACAGACUGGAUGACUGGACUAUUGAGAAUGUCACAAAUACCACUGUGAAAAUGGAGAAGCGAUCGUUGCUUGCAGGUCGCAUGUAUGAAGCUAGGGUGAGGGCCCGGGCCAGUGUGGGUCAGUGGAGCGACUGGAGUCAUGUGGUGACAUGGCAGACUGAGGAAGAUGCUGGGCAGUUUCCCAUUUUGCAUUGUGUGCUGGAUGGAGAGAAGGAGGUGAUGUGUAGCUGGGAGGUGAACAGUGAGCUGGUUCAUUUCAUUACCUACCAGCUGACCUGCACCAAUCAGACUGCAUUGUCUGUGAGAUGCUGUAAUAACACAAAGAUCACUCCUGACCUCAGUAGGUCCGUGCUGAGGUACAGCUGCUCACUGAAUGUCACAGACCCUGCACAUCUGCUGCUGGAGCUUAAACCAACACACAGUGCCAAGAGUUUUAGCACCUCCCAACACAUUCGUCCCUACUCACCAAAGAAUGUAACGGUGAAGGAGGCAGGCAGUAACUGGGUCGUGGAAUGGACUGAACCGCCCAAAUCUCGUGACAUCAGGCUGUAUUAUCAUGUGCAGUAUUACAGCAAGCAGAAUCAGGAUUCGUUUACCCUGCUGAACAUUUCAGAGGGCUCCAUUUCCGUGACCAUCCGGCAACAGUCUCUGGCAUCGUCCCAGCGCUACCAUGUCCAAGUCAGGUCUCUGGUCGUCCCAGGAGAUGAUCAGAGUUAUAAGGGAACCCCCUCUGAAUGGACUGAUCCAGUGGAAUGGACCUCACAUGCAGCCCCCUGGUGGUCCCCAAUCUCCUUGAUCUAUUUCUUCAUCAGUGUGUUUGUGACUACUGUCUUCUGCGCACUCUACUAUACCAUCCCAGCUUGUCAAAGGAGAGUAAUUCUGUGGGUGGAGUCAGUUCCUUCUCCGGGCAAAAGCAAAAUCCUUUCUGAGAUCAAGUCUGCCACCAGCCGGACCCUCAUGCAGAGUGAGAACACUUACAUCUGCAAAGUGCUGAGCUUGGACAGCUUAUCUACAUGCUCCUCAGACACUGCACUGUGGCCAACCAAGGACAAGCAUUUGGAGCAGUACAGGGACUGCUGGAACUGUGAUAACCUGGUCCUCUCUGCUGAGAAGGUUAAUGGAUCUGACACGUCUUCCAUGAGCUUCAGUGGGCCAUAUAUCUUCUGUCAGACACCAGAGCCAAACUGCAAGUCAGCAGAAGACAAGGGUGACGAGAAAGAGGAGAAAAGGGAAGAAACCUCUUCACAUGACACUGCAUCCCCUUCCCCUGUGAAUUUUACUCUUUUUGGGGAAGGUUAUGUGUGUCUUCCCAACCGCAGCGCCUCCAGGUCCACACAGGAUUUGGUAACUUACAGUGAUGCCAACACAAGCACACACAUGCACAACAACAACCAACUGUGCCCAGAUAACACACAGAGGUCGGAUAACGUGGACAUUCAGCCGGGCCUCAUCGAGCCCACCAGCGGCCGCCAGCCUCCAGCCUACACCUCGGGACCUUUUACCCCAUGGCCUCAAGGGGGCACUGUACAGGCCUCAGGGUACUGCCUGCUCCCACAGCCUUCAUGAGAGCAGCACAGUAAUCCACAACAUGCAAGGGAAGAGCAUAUGAAAGGAGGACUAAAUGAAGCUUUUUCCUUGUUUAUUCAUAAGCAUUCCACCUUCUCUCAACCUUCUUCUGCUUUCUUGUUAAAAAAUGCAACCACAUAUAUUGUAUCAUGUUAGAGAUGACUUUUUCAGAACCCCUUCAUUGUGUGUGACCUAACAUCAGGUCAGACGUCUGACCAAUGGAGGGCAAUAGUGAGCUGAGCCUGCGAGUGCCACCAUCUCUGGUGCCACUGCAGAUGGACUGGCGGAGAUGAAGAUAGAUUUCAGUGCUGCACACAAAACAAUUCUUUCUGUCUGAACUUCAUUACACAUACUGGGUCUGCAUGAAAUAACAGGAUCACCUUACAUACAACAAUAUUACGUAAUACAACAGCCCAUAAAAAAUGUAUUCAUAGAUGUUUCGUUUCUUCUUUUCUUUUUUUGAGACUGCGUCAGAGAGAUUCAUUGAAACUUUUCCAGAAAAUGAAGAUCAUUAACAGAACUUACUGCUUCCUGUUUUACAUAUACCACAAAUGCUUAAGAAAUGUUUUGAAAUCUAAUGACGUUUAAUGCAUUUCAUGAGAAAAAGCUUGCUGAUUGCCAUGUUCGCUGCGGUCAUGUAGCUAUGCAUGUUUGCACAAAGGUGUGUGAGUUUGGACCUUGUUGCCAAUGUUGUAACCUAAGUGUUGCUGAAUGUAUACAUUCAGUAUGCUAUCUACUUUGUGAUGUGAUGUUAUUGCUGUGUUAAGUGGCACCAGUAAUGUAACUGUAUGCAGGUUUUUAGCCAACAACUGAGGCCUGCAGGGACAUUGGAGAUGGAAUAAGAAAGUACUGGAAUAUAUUAAGGGUAACUUUACAUGAAAUGUGCCAUCUUCUUCAGGUGUGUUUGAGGCCUGUUUAAUGCUAGUAAAGGAUCAUGAAUGAGUAAGCUCAGUGAAAUAAUGUGAGUUUGUAAUGGUUCUCAAUGUUUACUGCACUUUUGUAUUGUGAUAGUGAUUUAAACUUGUAAAAAAAAAAAAAUCUAUGUUAUAUGAACUUUGUUUUGUUUGGAUUUUUUACAGUCCAUAACUUCUCCAGAAUUAAAUACUGUAUUAUCUGUUUUGCUAUGUCUGUCUGUCAAACUACUUA